This is a messenger RNA of Chara braunii, 1126 nucleotides long. The record is from the annotation of a GenBank genome assembly. NCBI's taxonomy places the organism in Eukaryota, Viridiplantae, Streptophyta, Charophyceae, Charales, Characeae.
UUGCUAUUUUCUCACAGAAAUUUUUGCCGUUUUUCAUAAUAUGUUGCCAAUGCUGCUCUGACAAAAUUGCUGGACUGUUUGCUGCUGGUCGUCAGCAAUAUGCUUACAAUUGAUAUUAUCAGAAUAGUCAUAUUCAAUGUAUAAUGAUAAUGACAAGCAAAUCCCAUGCAUGCAGGAGCUCGAAGUCUGUGGAGUUCGUGGUGCAGGUGGUGAUCCCGGCGAAUCCUGAUGGUGGAUGCAGGACAGACUACACCGACCACUUCAAUAAGGGGAUGGGCAAAACUGAUAAGUUUGCAGGGGAGUGGGACGAUCAUAAUCCAGAUCCAGGUGGCAAGCCUUUUGCUAGAAGGCAAUUUGCUGAUGAUCACAACAUCAAAGACUCCACCAAAGCAUUCCAACAGACACAUGUCUCGCUGUCGCAGUAUCUCUGUGAGCUUGGGAAUGAUGGUGAUGACAGCUCAAUGUGCUUCGACCAUGCAGCAUUUCAUGAUUUGAACCAUCAUAAGGGCUCUUUUGGAAUGGAAGAGGAGAGCAGGGGGAACAUAGGUUAUCCUUCCCAUCAGCAUGUUUCUGGGCAAGCAGACAGCAACGGUAUUGCUAAAGGCUCAGGAUUAGAUGCCCUGCUGACUGUGCUGCCUGACUUCAAGUUCGCUGACGCAACUUCUGACAAGAGGGCAUGGCUGGGGAAGCUGCAGUAUGCAGUUUGUCAGUUUUUCGACAGAGAGGGAUCAGAGCAAGCGAGUGAUGACCUCAAGGGAAGUUCAUAUCAGAUGAAUUUAGGUGUUGAGCUGGAGUCAAAUGAGGAGGCUGAACUGAGAAUGGAAAGUAGUUCUCAGUGGGAUCCCUCCUAUAGGCGGCCAGAUACAGAACAUCCAAAUGUUAUACCUCUUGCACUGGCUGUCAGAGGAAGCCAUGCUUUGUUCGUCCUUUAUCCGUCCGCACCUUAUACUCUUUCUGUGAGUCUUGUUGCUUCCCUUCCCCGCUUGAUUCAUUUUGAGUGUUCGGUGUUGCUUGAACUUGCUUUCUCUUCUCCACUUGAUGCGUUUUGAGUGUUCACUGUUGCUUGAACUUGCUUCCCUUCCCCAUUUGAUUCAUUUUGAGUGUUCACUGUCGCUUCCUUUCCUGA